GGUAAAAAAUAAUUUAUGCUGUGUUUGCAGGCAGGGAUGUGACAUAAUCCAAGUUCUUUUAAAAUAAUGUUGGUGGUUUGUGAUGAUGUCAAAGAGGAAACAGAAGCAUCAGACAGACCAGCAGCAGAGAAAAGCCUCAUAACGUUUGCGUGCUGACAGAACGGCACAGAAUGGUCCUGCUUACAUUUCUUCUAAUUCUUGUGCUUCAGUGUGAAGUGGGGCUCAGUGAAACCAAACACGUCUUGUAUCUAACACCUGGAAAUGAUGUCAUUAUGCCCUGUGAUAAUGUGCCUGAUACAUGCUCCAUGGUUAUCUGGGCUUACAGCAAACACGAGUCUCAGACAAUAAAUAUGGUUCAUAAUGGAAUUGUUGAGAAGAACUCAGCUCAAGCUGCCAGACUGAGUCUGCACAGUAACUGCUCGCUGAGUAUUAACAACAUCACUGCAGAGGAUGCUGGUCAAUACUUCUGUCGGCCUGAGGGGACCGCUGAUCAGGACACAACUGUGUACCUAAAUAUUUUGACCAUUUCAGCAUUUCCAUCAGACGCUGAUCCAAUGGAGGAUGGAAACGUCACGUUAGAGUGCUCUCUGUUUAGAUACUAUACUAUCUCUCCUUGUGAACAAAACAGUAUGCGUUGGGUGGAUGAGACAGGAAGUGUGCUUUUGGACAGAGGUGUCAAGAACACUGGACGCACGUGUGUUUCUCUUCUGACUGUGAAGCUUCAGAGUGGCAACAAGAAAAGAUACACCUGCCAGUUUGAAGAUAACAAUACUGUAAAGAUAGAAGCUCACUACACACCUGUCCUCAUAGAUUCCACCCCGAACAAGGCUUUCAUCAUCAUUGGUGCUGUGAUGCUGAUGCUGGUGGUUGCCAUCAUCGCUGCUGUUUUCAUCAAAUACAGGAGGCAUGCUAAAGUGACAGAGGACAUUCAAACACCCACCCGACCCAAACAUAAUGAGGAAAUACUUCAAGGAGUCUUGGGCCAGUUGAUCUCGGAUGAGCCAGAGAGCAGCAUCACCUAUGCUACUAUUGACCACACUGAUCAAAAUGCCUCACUGAGGAAAACUGUUAAAAAGGAGGAAGCGGUGACUUAUUCUGCAGUGAAGACAAAGGUAGAAAGUGACCCCAGCGGCUUCUACAGGUGUACCCUGCCUCUCACCCUAAGACAGCUGGGAUGGGCUCCUGCCACCCUGAAAAGGAUGGUUUCAGCAUCUCCAUCAAACCCUGACCUACAGAUGAAUGGAAACAUCACAUUAAAGUGCUCUUUGUUCAGACUCAGUAGCCUCCCUUGUGACGAGAUAAGCAUCCGCUGGGUGGAUGACACAGGAACUGUGGUGCUUGAUAAAGUCAGAUACACUGGACGCACAUGCAUUUCACUUUUAACUGUGAAGCUUCACAGUGACCACAACAAACGAUACACCUGCCAGAUUGUUGAGGAAAACAAUGUGAAGAUGGAAGCUCACUACACACCUGUCUUCAUAGACUUCAGAGAGUCCAUGGAGCAGUCUCCGCUGAGCUAUGCCAUGUGGCAUCUUCGCAUGGCAGCACUGAUCCUAAUGAUUGUCAUCACUAUUUUAGUCAUCAGAUACAGAGGAAACAAAAAGCUUCUUGAAGAGAGCAACGUUCGUUAUGUUGGUGACUGCGAUGAUGGCACAGUGAUCUAUGAAAAUGUGACAAAGUCUGGCUGACCCUGAACUGCAAUGAACUUCAGAGCACAUACUUCAGCUCAACAUUUUCUUAAUCCCUUUGCAACUACUUAGAUUCUCUUUAACUCUUUUGUAUAUUAACAAUAAUGUAAUGUACACCAUCCAACUAAAAAAAUAGACUUGUAACCAGGUUUAGUCUUUUUUGGUCAAUUCUUACUUUCUACCUACUGA
This is a messenger RNA of Pelmatolapia mariae (spotted tilapia), 1877 nucleotides long. RefSeq lists its product as uncharacterized. NCBI's taxonomy places the organism in Eukaryota, Metazoa, Chordata, Actinopteri, Cichliformes, Cichlidae. The record is from RefSeq and is a predicted model, not a curated record. The transcript has 13 exons. Bases 171 to 1688 code for a protein of 505 amino acids.